AUGAGGUUGACGGAUGAUUCUCGCAGAGCUUCGUCGUUGCAGGACGAAGAGAUGCACACCGCCGCUUCACAGACGGGCUACAGGGUCUACAAGAGGCGAUUCUGGGGUCUCGCGCAGUUGGUUUUGUUGAAUAUCAUUGUUAGCUGGGAUUGGCUCACCUUCUCUGCCAUCUCGACCACCACCGCGGAGUAUUUCCGGGUCUCAGAAAGCGCCGUUAACUGGAUGAGCACCGCGUACCUAUUUGCUUUCUGUCUUGCCAGCCCGCUCGUCAUACUUACCCUUAACAAAGGCGGUCCUAGACCCGCCAUCAUCACCACAUCCAUCCUGGUGCUCGUGGGAAAUUGGAUUCGAUAUGCCGGCACCAAGGCGAACGGCGGCAUGUUCGGCCUCGCCAUGUUCGGCCAGAUCCUCAUCGGACUGGCGCAGCCGUUCUGUCUCAGUGCUCCGACGAGAUACAGCGAUCUGUGGUUCUCGGAUCGGGGUCGCAUCAGCGCGACGGCAUUAGCAACCCUAGCAAACCCUCUUGGAGGAGCAUUGGGCGAGUUGAUUGAUUCAGUCUGGGUGUCGAAACCGCACGAUGUUCCGGAUAUGGUGCUGUAUCUCUCCAUCAUUUGUCGCCUCGAUUCCCUCAUUCUUUAUCCCCUCGCGCCCACCAACACCCCCCAGCGUAUCAUCAUCAACGCCCAAAACCCCCUCCUCCCCGCCAUAAUGCAGCUCCUCAAAACGCUCGAAUUCUGGCUCAUCUUCAUCUCCUUCUCCAUCUACGUUGGCUUCUUCAAUAGCGUUUCCUCGCUGCUGAACCAAAUCCUCUCCCCGCACGGUUUCUCAGAGACCCAAGCCGGCAUAGCAGGCGCCAUUCUCAUUGUCGUUGGCCUCGUCGCCGCAGCCAUAAUCUCCCCCAUAAUAGACCACUACAAGCACUACCUGGCCACGAUUAAGAUCCUGGUCCCCAUUGUGGCGAUCUCGUACAUAGCUCUCAUCUUCGCCCCAGAUAGUCCCGCCGGGAUCGGCCCUUCGUAUGUCGUGCUCGCUAUCAUGGGCGCGUCUUCCUUUGCUCUACUCCCUGUUGUUCUUGAGUUUCUCGUUGAGAUCACUUAUCCCUUUUCCCCUGAGAUAGGGAGUACCAUUUGCUGGACCGGGGGUCAGUUGUUAGGCGCUGUGUUUAUUAUUAUUCAGGAUGCGUUGAAGGCGGGUCCAAAUGCGUCCCCGCCGGACAAUAUGAAGCGUGCUUUGAUCUUUUCGGCGGUUGUUUCGGUCGUUCCUGUGCCCUUGGCUGCUUCUAUUGGGCUGUUCGGGAGGGAGGUUAGACGGAGACGACUCGAUGCUGAUCGUGCUGUUGCAGCAGCAGUUGGGGAUGAGGAGGUGGGGGAUUCAGCCACUGUGGAUGUUGUGGUUAAUGCUGAUGGUAGGAAAUAA
Messenger RNA from Monascus purpureus, 1416 nucleotides. The record is from the annotation of a GenBank genome assembly. NCBI's taxonomy places the organism in Eukaryota, Fungi, Ascomycota, Eurotiomycetes, Eurotiales, Aspergillaceae.